Molecule: messenger RNA, 1733 nt
Organism: Rubroshorea leprosula
Lineage: Eukaryota; Viridiplantae; Streptophyta; Magnoliopsida; Malvales; Dipterocarpaceae
Source: the annotation of a GenBank genome assembly
CUUUUGCUGCUAAUAUUGUGAAAACGCUCACCGAGUUUUCUGCGUUUUGCUAUGUUCAUUCCCUUUUAGCCCAAAUUAGGUAAUUUGUGAGCGUCUUGUUUCUUCCUUUCUUUAUAGUGAGAACGUCUUCUAAAGAGAUGGUCAGUGAUGAAAGGGUUGGGGGGAGGUUUGAGGAGGUAGAGGGGAGGGAUUUGGGGGUGCCCCAAAAUAUUUUGGACAGAGAAGAUGAAAGGGAGGAGUGUUUCAACCCUGAGGAGGAGAUUGUUUUCGAGGUUAUGGGUGAGGCCGGCAGGGAGGAGAGAGAUGGCUUGUUCAGCUCCGGGAGACCAUUGGAUGCCCACGUAUUCCCAUUACAUGACGGCUGGACUACGGUUCCCCAUCCCAGGCCUGUUGGUGUGGUUGUUGAUGGAGUACGGUUUAGGGUUGACAUAGCUUAUCCCAAAUCCUGUGAGGCUAGUAAUAGCCUUUGCAGUGUACAGUCGAGUUCAGGGGGUGCCAUUCCCUAUUAUAAAUUCUUUUUUGCGGAUGACACUGAGUGGGAUAAGACGGAUGCUGAGGUGGAGAACUUGAGUCGGUGGAAGGCAAAAGGGUUGAACCUCAAUGAGUAUAGCCUGACAUCGGGGGAGUUAGAGGAUGUGAGGAUGUUGGAGAGGGGGGGGGUGGAGCCGGUGGAGUUGGCAUCCCUAAGAAGGGGAGGGGGAAGAGGGCCGAGGUGGGAAGGUGAGGUGAGGGGGCCUGUUCUUGCAAAGAGGAGGAGAAUGGAGCAACAAAAUGCUAGGGAGGAAGUGAUGGAACCUGCCACUUCGUCUCUUCCUAUUGAGGCUGGGCCUUCAACCACAGUUGCUGACGUUGCAGUUGCACUUCGGGAGCAGGGGUAUAUCCGUCUGCAGACAACAAGCUUCUAUGAUUCUGGGAUGAGAAGCAUAGCAAAAAGAUUCAUCAACGCCUACUUCCCGGAGGUGGAUCGCCAAUGUGCAAAAGAUAAGGUGGCGGCCAGAGGUUCAGUUGGGGUGGUGCGUCAAGCCCUUGAGACUGUGAACCUCGUGAAUGUAUUGUCGAAUGAGCAUCACGAGAGUUUGAGGGAUAGAAAUCAGUUAAGGAAGGAGAAUGUCGAGCUUGUCAAGAAGAACGAGGAGGCCGAGGUCAAGGUGGCAAAACUAAAAACGGAGAUGGAAGAACUUAGAAAGGAGAAUGCCACUCUGAAGAAAGACUCAGAGCUCUCGUACAAAAAAAGAAAAAUCUGCGAGGAUGAGCUUGAGAAGAAAGAAAAAGAGUUGGACGAGGUGGUGAGGGUAGCAGCUGAGCUGGAGCUCAAGGUUCACAACUCUGUUGAAGAGCACGUGGCAGGGUUUUUGAAAUCCAACACUUUUGAGGAUAUUGUCAAACUCUACUGGCUCUCUACGACAAUUGUAGCCUUCUUUGAUUGCCAAAAGAAGUGGAACAAAGAGAACAAAGGUCGAACCAUUUUACCUUCGAACUUCAGUUUUGAGUUCAUACCGGCGGGUGAUGAAGGGACCGAAGGUGCUAACAACCCAGAUCAGCCUGCUGAAUAACUUCUCAUUUCGUUCAGCUUUGUAAAAAUAAUUGUUUGUAAAUGAUUAAAGUUUUAUUUAAUAAAUUCAGUUCAACAUUUUAAUGUGUUGGUUAUGUUUUUGUGGUGGUUUGAACUGUGAGGGGUUAAACAAAACUUGUCAAUUGCACUGAGGUGGGAGAAAUGAAACUGACUUCAUCUU